Molecule: messenger RNA, 1541 nt
Organism: Lagenorhynchus albirostris (white-beaked dolphin)
Lineage: Eukaryota; Metazoa; Chordata; Mammalia; Artiodactyla; Delphinidae
Gene: FCGRT
Product: Fc gamma receptor and transporter
Exons: 6
Coding region: 119-1228 (369 amino acids)
Biological process (GO): immune response
Cellular component (GO): external side of plasma membrane
Molecular function (GO): beta-2-microglobulin binding
Source: RefSeq, a predicted model, not a curated record
UCGCUGGCGCGCGGGGUGGCCGAGGGGAGCCGAGCGGGAGCUGGGGGAGGGAGGGAGGGGCGGGGCGGGGGUCCGGAGGAGUCACGCGCCCGCUCCCGCCCCAGGUCUCCCAUUGAGGAUGCGGGUCCGCCGGCCUCAGCCCUGGGGGCUCGGUCUGCUGCUCGUCCUCCUGCCUGGGACAUUGAGUGCAGGUACCCCGGCCCAUCUGCUCUCUUCACCUGUGUCUCCGGCAGAGAGCCAUCGCUCCCUCCUGUACCACUUCACGGCCGUGUCCGCCCCCGCCUCGGGGACUCCUGCCUUCUGGGUGUCGGGCUGGCUGGGUCCACAGCAGUACCUGAGCUACAAUAACCUGCGGGCUGAGGCUGAGCCCUACGGCGCUUGGGUCUGGGAAAGCCAGGUGUCCUGGUAUUGGGAGAAAGAGACCACAGACCUGAGGAGCAAGGAGAAGCUCUUCCUCGAAGCUCUCCAAGUUUUAGGGGAAGGAGGUCCCUACACCCUGCAGGGCCUGUUGGGCUGUGAGUUGGGCCCUGACAAUGUCUCGGUGCCUGUGGCCAAGUUUGCCCUGAAUGGCGAGGAGUUCAUGAUGUUUGACCCCAAGAUGGGCACCUGGGAUGGGGACUGGCCUGAGUCCCAGACCAUCAGUAUCAAGUGGACGCAGCAGCCCGAGGCAGUCAACAAGGAGAAGACCUUCCUGCUCUACUCCUGCCCCCACCGGCUGCUGGGGCAUCUGGAGAGGGGCCGAGGCAACCUGGAGUGGAAGGAGCCACCCUCCAUGCGCCUGAAGGCCCGACCGGGCAGCCCUGGCUUUUCUGUGCUCACCUGCAGCGCCUUCUCCUUCUACCCACCCGAGCUGCAGCUGCGAUUCUUACGGAAUGGGAUGGCAGCUGGCUCUGGUGAGGGUGACAUUGGCCCCAACGGCGAUGGCUCCUUCCACGCCUGGUCAUCACUGACAGUCAAGAGUGGCGACGAGCACCACUACUGCUGCGUGGUGCAGCAUGCAGGGCUGGCCCAGCCCCUCACUGUGGAGCUGGAAUCACCAGCCAAGUCCUCGGUGCCAGUGGUUGGAAUCGUCAUCGGCUUCUUACUGCUCAUGACAGUGGCUGCAGGAGGAGCUCUUCUGUGGAGGAGGAUGAGGAAGGGGCUGCCAGACCCUUGGAUCUCUUUCCGUGGGGACGAUGUAGGGGCCCUCCUACCCACUCCUGGCCUGUCCAAGGAAGCUGAAUCUUAGGAUAUAAAUGCAUUCGCAGCGACUGCGGAUCGUCCCCCAUCCUGGCUGCUACCAGCUAAUGUAGUGAGGUCCUUUUCAUGCUGUGAGACCUCCUGGAAUCCUGGUAUUUCUGAGCCUCCAGAAGGAGCCCGAUGUCCGCCCUCUGAAUUUCUCCUUCUGUGGCCUGCCUCAGUUUCCCCUCCUGAUAUAUAUGGCUCUCUUCCACCUCCACAUAUAACAUGGGUUUGGGCCCGAAUCAUUGUGUUCUCAUCGUUUCAACUUUUUAGGAAAUUGUGGGGGGAAUAAAUGGUGUAAGCCUUGGGCUUCAAAUCUC